AUGACAUAUCUGAAGAAAGUUGUGAAUUGUGGCCGUCUCCGAUUAGAAAAUGUGAAACCUGAAGUUGGCUACCAUGCAAUCGCGCGAGAAAACGGCAGAAAUGUGGAAGUAUCGCCAAGGAUACGAGUCGUUGAUGGUGAAGUAUGCAGUUUCACAAUUACAAAUAAACACCAUGGUGAAAUACCUUUCAUGGUUCAGGUUGUGGACAAGGCGAAGGGUGAAGCCAAGUUAGUCGCCAAGAAAGCGCUAAAUUGUGAAAAAAGAAAAGCUUAUAAAUUUGACAUUGCUGCCGUUGGGUGUGAUGGCCUCAUGUCUGAGAAUGUUACCGUUCACCUCACAGUGGAAGACAUGAAUGAAUACGCGCCUGAGUUCGUCCAAGAGACGUACAGCGCUGAAGCCGACGAGGACAGACUAUACGACAAAAUUGUGCAAGUCGAAGCCGAUGACAACGAUUGUUCUGCAAAAUUCAGCGACAUCUGCAAAUACGAAAUCCUCUCUCGAGAUCAACCUUUCACUAUCGACCAAGAAGCUUUAGUGACCUACUUCAAAAGACGCAGCGACUUAGGUUGGCUAGGAAUCCCUUAUUUCGAACAAAUAGCUUCUCGGUUUUUCCAAAGACGCAUCAAAAACACUGAGCCUCUUUCUUGGGAAGAAGCACCCAACCAUAUUUUGACCGUUGUAGCCUAUGACUGUGGGAUGAAGCGAUCAAAGCCGGCCACUGUCAACAUCAAAGUGAACAGAGUCUGUCGAAUAGGUUGGAAAGGAGUACGAGAACGAAUAGAGUAUACACCGGGUUCUGGUAGAAGACCCCUUUUCCCGGAAGCCAGACUGGAGUUGUGCGAAGUGCCCUGCAAACUGGAUAGAGUGGCCGCCAAGGUAUCUUUGGCCACUCGUCACAUUGGCAAAGGAUGUGAUAGAGACACUUACUCCGUGGAAUCUCAGAGAAAGCUCUGCGGUGCCAGUUCAGAUAGUAUUGACCUCCUGCCCAGUCCAGGCAUUGGUGCCGAAUGGACAAGAAGCCUUCCUACUGAUGACGGGCAUGAAAGUGAUCAGAUCUAUGAGUUUGACGGAACUUCCAAUGCUGUGGUCAUCCCCGAAAGCACCUUGAGUCACAAUCUGACGGACAAUUUCACAGUUGCAUUCUGGAUGAAGCAUGAACCUUACCCAGACCAUAAUGACACUCAUAUGAAAGAACAUAUCAUUUGCAAUGCUGAUGACCACAAAAUGAAUCGCCAUCAUUACUCAAUAUUUGUAAGGAAUUGUCGCCUAAUAUUGCUGCUGCGAAGGGAGUUUUACCAAGAAAGACCCAGUGUAUUUAGACCUGCAGAAUGGCGAUGGAAAAUGCCCGAAGUCUGUGAUAACCAAUGGCAUCAUUAUGCUGUCAGUGUGAACUUUCCGGAGUCUACCCUCUAUGUGGAUGGACAACAAUUCAAAAUACAAACCAACAACCCAGACAUUGUUGAUGAUUGGCCUCUUCAUCCUGCUAAAGAUAUCAACACCACAUUUGUUGAGCUUUUGACUAAUUCAGAUCUUAGUGAAGUAACAGUCGAAGGAAACAGCAAGAACAACCUAGAAGAUUUAAUAUCUCGAGUAGGAUAUGUAAAUUCAAGAGAAUUUCCUACCCCUGGACGUCGUAGUGUUCAAAUUAGUACCACUGUCACGUGUUCAAAGGGUAAAACCGUCAAAGUACCAUCAGUGGAAGCUUAUAUAAUGGUUUUGCAGCCAGAACUUCCCAGUAUUACCAUCAACGGUACUCCAAACUUAGCCAGAGAAUAUGAAGCAUUCAAGCAGGGCAUUCAGCUUUUUGCCUCUGUCUCUGUCCUCAUCAGUCAAGAUCAAGAUGAGGAGGUGCCCAUGCACAACGGCAUGGAUAACAGCCUCGUUUCUUUGGACCACAAGCUGGACUCUUGCACUGUUCAAGUAUACCCACCCCUCAACCCUGACCAUGAAUAUUUCAAACUUCCCAUCAGCCUUAUGGCUCACCUCAGUAUUCAUUUUAAAGAAAACAAGGACGGUCUCGUUAUUUUUGGGGCUGACACUAUUCAUAAUUAUGACUUAGUGUUACGUCAAAUAGUUUAUUACAACAGAAAGCCUGCCUAUUACCUUAACCGUGCCUUCAAGUUGGUUUGCUCCGAGUUGAAUGGCCGCUUUGUAAGCAAUGAGUAUAUACAAACUCUGACUGUCAUUCACCCAAGGGCAGAACCUGGUCAUGAGGCAGAUCCCAAACCGCCUCUAGAACCCGUAAACCAUGCCCAAGUGCAUGACCACAAAGUUGAGUUCAAGGAGGCCAAAGUCCGUGCAGCUGGAUUCAUGGACAAUGGCCUCGGAGAAGGAAGCGAAGCGAUAGCUAAGACAUCCGCAAAAAGAGCACAAAUUAAAGAGACAUUGUUUUCAGGUCAUGCUGUAGCCAUCAUCAUUGUAGUGUGUGUGGGAUUCUUGGUGUUUAUGAUAGUUUUAGGGGUGAUCCGAAUCCGUGCUGCACAUCACAGAUCCAGAGAAUCCAGAGACGAAGACCAAGAAAUGGCUUGGGACGACUCUUCUCUCACUAUCAUAGUCAAUCCUAUGGAUCAAAUUGAGCAGGAUCAAAGUACACGACCUCUAAACGAAGAAGACGACAGCGAGAGCUCUGAUGAUGGGAGCAGCUACCGUGACGACGGGGAGUCCUCUGAGGAAGAAGAAGAAGAUGCUGGGGGAGCCCAGAAGACCAAAACCAAAGAGUUGGAGUGGGAUGACUCAACUCUCAACUUCUGA
Messenger RNA from Parasteatoda tepidariorum (common house spider), 2751 nucleotides. The record is from RefSeq and is a predicted model, not a curated record. Lineage: Eukaryota; Metazoa; Arthropoda; Arachnida; Araneae; Theridiidae.